This is a messenger RNA of Phyllotreta striolata, 1818 nucleotides long. The record is from the annotation of a GenBank genome assembly. Lineage: Eukaryota; Metazoa; Arthropoda; Insecta; Coleoptera; Chrysomelidae.
AUGGAACCGAACGUGAACGCGAUGGAACGGCAGGGUAGUUGUUUGUUGUUGCGAUCGGCCAGCCAAAAUUCGUUGGACGAAAGUUCCCAAAAGCACAUAUCGCAAAUCCAUCCGCACACAAAGGAACGACCCCCGUACAGGAACCACCUGCACACCCAAAAAGCCUUCGACGUGAUGAACGUGAUGAGAAAACAGAAAUUACUCUACGACGUGAUCCUAGUAGCCGGCGAUACGGAGAUAGCCGCCCACAAAAUGGUCCUGGCCGCUUGUUCGCCCUAUUUCUACGCCAUGUUUUCGAGCUUCGAAGAGAGCCGCCAGGACCGGAUCGUCCUGCAGGAGGUCGACCGACAGGCCCUAUCUCUUCUCAUCGAAUACGUAUACACCUCCGAAGUGAGCGUCACCGAAGACAACGUACAAGUACUAUUACCCGCAGCUAAUCUACUGCAACUCACCGACGUUCGCGACGCCUGCUGCGAUUUCCUGCAAGCCCAACUACACCCGACCAAUUGUUUGGGCAUCAGGGCCUUCGCCGAUUUGCACGGUUGCUUGGAGUUGCUGUCGCACGCCGAAUCCUACAUCGAAUUGCAUUUCUCCGAGGUGGUCGAGUGCGAGGAGUUCCUCGCGUUGUCCCACUCGCAGGUAUCGAAGUUGAUAAGCAGCGAUCGAUUGACCGUAUCGACCGAAGAGAAGGUGUUUGAAUGCGUUGUGGCUUGGGUGCAGCACGAUUUAGAGUCGAGAAGAGAUCGACUCUCCGCUCUGAUGGAGUACGUUAGAUUGCCGCUCAUGUCGCAGGAGUAUUUGGUGCAACGCGUGGAAGAGGAACCGUUGCUCAAGAAGGAUUUGCAAUGCAAGGAUUUCAUCAUCGAGGCUUUGAAAUAUCAUUUGCUCAAAGGGGAUAAUAAGACGUCGUUUCGGACGCCUCGGACGAAGCCUCGACAACCGGUCGGUCUACCUAAAGUGUUGCUGGUGGUGGGCGGUCAAGCGCCCAAAGCCAUCCGGAGCGUCGAAUCGUACGAUUUCAAAGAGGAACGUUGGUAUCAAAUCGCCGAAUUGCCGACGCGUCGAUGCAGGGCCGGCCUGGCCGUUUCGGGCGGCAAAGUCUACGCCGUCGGCGGUUUCAACGGUUCGCUUAGAGUCAAAACCGUGGACGUCUACGAUCCCACGACCGAUUUGUGGACCAGCUGGGAGAGCAUGGAGGCCAGACGGUCCACGUUGGGCGUAGCCGUAUUGAACAAUUGCAUAUACGCCGUCGGCGGUUUCGACGGUUCCACCGGAUUGAACAGCGCCGAAAUGUUCGAUCCGCAAACCGGUAAAUGGCGUUUGAUCGCUUCGAUGUCGACGAGACGGAGUAGCGUAGGCGUGGGGGUGUUGUACGGGCAAUUGUACGCCGUCGGGGGCUACGAUGGGGCGUCUCGACAAUGCCUGAGCUCCGUGGAAUGUUACACGCCGGAGGCCGAUACGUGGACGUCGGUGCCCGAUAUGUGUUGUAGGCGGAGCGGAGCGGGCGUAGGCGUAUUGGAAGGCGUAUUGUACGCCGUGGGCGGUCACGACGGUCCGCUCGUACGGAAAUCGGUCGAGGCGUACGAUCCGUCGAUGAGCAAAUGGUCGCCCGUCGGCGAUAUGACGUUGUGCCGUCGCAACGCCGGCGUCGUCGCCAUGAACGGUUUGUUGUACGUCGUAGGCGGCGACGACGGUUCGAGUAAUUUGUCAUCGGUCGAGGUGUACAAUCCCAAAACCGAUACGUGGUCGAUGUUGUCGAGUUGCAUGAGCAUCGGUCGAAGUUACGCCGGCGUCGCCAUCGUCGAUAAGUCGAUAUGA